UGUAUUUGCAGCAGUGGAGUUAAAUGAAACUAAGUGAAAAUGGAGUUCAGACUUUUAUUUUGACAGCGCAUUCAGGAUGUGACGCAAUGGCUCCUGAGCGGAAGUUAAGCGCGCGGUACUGCAGGUGGAGACAAGCCGGAAAAUUUCGCCUUACAAAUAAAGUAAAGAAGUUUUAUUCAGUAUCUUUGUCUUUCUCAUUUCUAACUGUCGCUUAUAAAGUAAAUAAACCGAUGACUGCUCGCUCGCGACUCACUGGCGAUGGCGAAAUACCGCUUUUCCCUGUGGAUUACUGGAGGCGGUUCAGCACAGUGCGACACCUGCUGGCCAGAAGGAGGAAGUGCACAGAGUAAUCUACUGCUGCGGGGUUUCAGUGUUGCGGAUAAUAAAUCAGUGUGCCAGUUGUGAUGUCAUCAGAUGAGGCUGUUUCUCCGCCCAUAGACUCGUAUUUCAUUGGUCAGCGUGAUGACGUAAUCAGAGCUAACCGUGUAGUGACGAGUGUGAACGGCAGAGACGUGCUGGUUCUCCACCACCAGGGGGCGCUUCACGCUCUGGAUGCACGCUGCUACCAUGCUGGAGGUCCUCUGCAGAACGGAGACAUCGAGGAGGUAGCGGGGCGUGUGUGUAUUGUGUGUCCGUGGCAUAAAUAUAAGAUCAGUGUGUGUGAUGGUGAAGGUGUGUACCAGGCUGUGGAUCCUUCAGUGAAGCCUCUGAAACCACGCUGGUGCUCUGAAGGGGUCAAACAGAGAGUUCACAAGGUCACAGAGGUCAGAGGUCGCGUGUACAUCACCCUCAACACUUCACCUGAACACCUUGAGUCCGACCAGUACCAGACCUCGAAAUACAGAGACGCACUGCACAGGAACAGGAAGUGACAUCACAGGAACUGGUCUGCAGCCUUGCCCUUGUUUCCUGUUUGGCCACACUUACAGUAUCGGUGAGGUUAACUGGACGAGGAUCAGAUCACUGUUCUACGUCUUUUUCCUUUAACGUCAGCGUUUAUUCUCAUCACUGCUGCUUUACUGACAACUGCAGUCUGAUCACCAUCCUCACAUUACAAUCCUGGUCAUGUUGUGAGUUUAUCCAAAUAAAAAUGUAUUUAGGAUUAAACAGGUCUUGGAGUGUCUUCAUGAAAUGUGUAGUGAAAACAGGAAGUGAGCUGUUAAGCAGGAAGUGAGCUGUAUCAGUAUCAGCAGAAAACACAGCAGCACGUCUUACCUUUACAAUGAGUUAUAGUGUAUAUACACGUAUUAGCUUUAGAUCAAUCAGUAUACAGACAUAUUCACUUGUUAAAUCUAUAACACUAACACUACAGCUCACAGUUCUGAGAGAUUAAUAUACAGCACUCAUCACUGUAAGCUCCUUACCUUGUUGCUAACAGAAGACAAACAUAGAUGUAUCUGUGUUUAUUUCCCACUUUGUAACUCAAAUACAUGGAGGUCGAAAAUGAUGUAGUUCCAAGUUCUGAUGUCCUGCUUUCAAGGUAGGUCAAAUGCAGCAUAACUCCUGUGGGAACUCUGAAGUAGGAAAGAAACCACCCCAAUGAAGAAGUUUUGUACUGCAGUACCAGAACCUGUACUGUGUGUGGAUGUAAGACCAAAAAAGUUUAUAUCUAAACCAGACAUUUCCAUCUUUCAUACUAACUCCGGCUCUUUCCCCACCAGUGAAGUGAAAAAUCAGUUUCCAUUGUGAAUUUCUAGUCCAACAAGAUUGCCCAUCACAUGCCUGCUGCCCGAAUCCCACUGCACCUAAACCCCACCCUUCAUCUCGUAGGUUGCGAGACCAUUGUUACAUUGGUCUCCAUCUCGAGGCCUGACUCCAGGAGCGGGUCACAGUAACUCUAAUCUGGGCAGGAACACUCACUGAUCAUGUUUAGGAUCAGUGUCUGUCCUCUUCCCUCAGACCUGUUCACUAUAGACCUAUUCAGAUUGGAGUAGUUUAUCAGGGGAAUGUAUGUAAUAAAUUUUUUCUCCUCAGUUAUAAAACUCUCACAUCCGGACAGCAAUAAAGUUACCACAGGAGGAGUGAAUUUCUUAUUUUUCAUUUUGGGAAGUGUUUUAAUUCUGGGGGAGGAUCACCGCUACAUACGCUUCAAGAUUAACUAAACUCAAACAUCUUUUUGUCCAACAUGAAGUGAUAUCUGCAUAGAAAAUCACAGACUUGUAUCCAGACUAAAAUUAUCAAGACAAGCGCUGAGUUUGGUGAAAAACAUUAGGUGAUUUGGCCUGUAAUUUUCUCAGAGGAUGGAGAAAAAUACUGACAUGGCUGAUCUGGACGGAAAUAAAAUCUCAGAGUAACACCUGUAAAAUAGGAACUUUCCCUAGGAUCCCAUGUAUAAUUAAUCUGAUCACAUGCUAUGAUCACACAUGCACCUUAAAACAGACCUCUUGGAAAUUAGAAUGUAAAUAGCAUCAGACUAAAUUGGUAGUAUUCCAAAUUGUACACCAUCAAUAUUAAUUUAAAGCCAGAUAACUUGAUAACUGACCAUGUAAAUGACAAUACAACCACAUUAGAUCAGUGAUUAGAAUGCUUUACCUCCCUUCAAGAGACCGAUCUAAUUUAGCUAAUUUCCGCAUCAAACAGAUAAUUCCAGAAACAAUCAAACCUCUUCUAAAGAUAAACAAUUCUUCCCUUAGCAUUGACUAUGUACCUAAAUCUUUUAAAUUAGCAGUUAUCAAACCCCUGAUUAAAAACCUGACCUUGACCCCUGUCAGCUGUCUAACUAUAGACCAAUAUCAAACCUCCCCUUUAUCUCCAAGGUCCUAGAAAAGGUUGUAGCACAGCAGCUAUGCUCAUACUUACAUAGGAAUAACAUUCAUGAAAUGUAUCAGUCAGGAUUUAGGCCUCAUCAUAGCACAGAGACAGCGCUGGUUAAAGUGGUAAAUGACCUACUACUGGCCUCUGAUCAGGGUUGUGUCUCCUUGCUUGUGCUGCUUGAUCUUAGUGCAGCUUUUGACACCGUUGAUCAUGCUAUUUUCCUUGACAGACUAGAAAAUGCUGUUGGUGUUAAGAGAACAGCUUUCUCUGUUAUGCCGAUGACACAGUUAUAUGUUUCACCCCCAGCUUCAUAAACUUGAGGAAUUCCUGCUUUGAUCAAAAGGUGCAGGCUAUUUGUUGGUACCUUGAAUAGUGAAGACUACACCAGGGGCAGAGCUUUCUCUUACAAAGCCCCAGAGUUAUGGAACAGCCUUCCAGUUAGUUAUGAUGUCAUAUCUAGUUGUGCUGGAGUCCCUAUUUGCACUUUGAGCACAAUGUACAUCUUCUACCAUUAGAAGACAAAAGCAUACCUAAUAAGCUGAGCUCUCUGUCUCCGUCUGUCUGUCUGUCUGUCUCUCUCGCUCUCUCUGUGUCGAGCUACACAUGCUUCUCCUGAGAUACCAGUGAUCCUGACUUCUGCUCUCUGGACCUGCCUGAUCAAUCCUGAUGCCCUACUUCUUCUUAGAGCCUCAGUCACCUGAAAAUCACUCACUGCUGCUGAGGAUGGCCCCCAUAUGGACAGCCUACAGAUCACCACGAGGUUACUGUGGCUAGUGCCACACAGCUCAGUGGCUAAGACGUUGGCCUAAUGAUCAGUCGGUCAUGAGUUCAAACCCCAACACCACCAACCUACUGCUGUUGCUGGGCCCCUGAGCAAGGCCCUUAACCCUCAACUGCUCAGUUGUAUAAAUGAGAGGAAAUGUAAGUCUCUCUGCAUAAGAGCAAGUGCCAUAACUGUAGAAACACACAAACUCUUUCACCACCACAAGGCCUCCAUCCAUGGAAGAGAUAUUUUGUGUUCUUUUAUAUUAUUUAUAUUUAUAUAUUUAUAUUAUACACAUCUACCAGGUUUAUUAGUUAUACUGAUAUACAUAGUUUGUAUUAAACUUUAAACUCUGUGUGUAGUUUGUGCAGAUGUGUAGUGUUUAACGUGUUUUUAACAAAGUUCUGGUGGAAUUUUAGCUUGAGGCUUUUUAAAAUCAGCUCUUCAUGUUUUAUUCAGUUUAUUUUUACAGCUUUACAUGUUUAUGCUUAUAAAAAUGUGCAGUGUGUGUUCUGAGGUGAAGACAAGAAACAUCAUGCUUACACUCACUUUAACAUGACACAAACCAGACAGUCUGUGUGUGUUGUAUGUUCCUAUAUGGACAGUACAACAUGUUCCUGAGUUCAGCACUCACUGAGGCUUGACACUUGUGUGUGUGUGUGUGUGUGUGUGAGUGUGUGUAUCCCGCCCACUUCAGAUCCAGUUAAACUCUGUGCAUUCAGAUGACUGAGCUCAGUCGGAGUGAUUUCUCCUUCUUCACUUUUUCACUCUGCUCUGUUUCUCAUUCACUUAAUUUAAUUUAACAAAGUUCUCCUCUUUAAUCUGUUCAUUCCUCUAAUACCUCUAGUCUGUUCUCCUCCUUUCUCCUCUGUUUUGUCCUUUCUCCUGUUGUUGACCGUACAGUGAAGAUGCCCAGUCAGAGGAAGAAGAGACAGCGCCGAAUGAGGAGGCUGCAGGGACAGUGGAGAGUUCUGGAGGAUCAGAAUGUAAUUACUGGAAAAAGAAACUCAGGAGUGUGUGGUGUUUCUGCUCCAAUUCUUAAACAACCCAAAAAAACUCAGUUGAAAGCUCAAGCAAAAGUUCCAGUUUCAGAACCAGAAGUGACGUCCGUCCCAGAACUGCUGACUCCUCAAGCCACAAAACACAAAGUGAUAGAAACCACAGAAGUGGAAGCUGCAACAGAAGUCCAUGUUUCAGAAACAGAAGGUCCAGAGAUUUCCAUUCCAGAAGAGAAGAAAAGACCAGAAACUUCAGCUCCAGAAGAAGUCAAAGAAGUUAGAGCUUCAGACAACAUCAGAGUUCUAGAAGAUGUCAGAGCUCCCGAAGAAGUUAGAGCUCCAGAAGAAGUCAGAGCUCCAGAAGAAGUUAGAGCUACAGAAGACGUCAGAGCUCCAGAAGAUGUCAGAGCUCCCGAAGAAGUUAGAGCUCCAGAAGAAGUCAGAGCUACAGAAGAAGUUAGAGCUACAGAAGACGUCAGAGCUCCAGAAGAUGUCAGAGCUCCUGAAGAAGUUAGAGCUCCAGAAGAAGUCAGAGCUACAGAAGAAGUCAGAGCUCCAGAAGACGUCAGAGCUACAGUCGAUGUCAGAGCUCCAGAAGAGGUUAGAGCUCUGGAAGAUGUCGGAGAUCCAGAAGAAGUCAGAGCUGCAGAAGGAGCCAGAGCUCCAGAACAGAUGAUAGCACCAGAAAUAAAAGAAGCACCAACACUGGAAGCUCCAGAGGUGAUAGAAGCUCCAGCAGUGAUUCUGAGUACUGAAGCUGAAAUUCUAGAAGAUAUUGCAGUAUCAGAAGUACCAUCACUAGAAACUUCAGAUAUGAUGACACCACCAAAAAUGGAAGCAGUUCCAGAAGUGAUGCCAGUUCCAGAGAUAGAAGCAGCUCAGGAAAUUUCCACUUCAGAAGUGAAGAAAGAACCAGAAUUUAUGAUAACAGUUUCAGAAUUAACAACUCCAAAAGAAACUCUAGAAGUAUCAUCUCCAGAAGUUUCAGUUGCCGAAAUAGAAGCUCAAGUGAUGGAAGCCCCAAAAGUACCAUUACUAGAAGCUCCAGAUGUGACAACACCAAAAAUGGAAGCAUUUACAGAAGUGAUGGAAGUCCAAGAAGUGACAGCAAUUCGAGAAACUCUGGUAUCACCAGAACCAGAACUGAUGGUCAUGCUAGAAGGUAUACCAGAACCAGAAGUGAUAUUAACUCCAGAAAUGGAAGCACAGGAGACGACAGCAGACAUUCCAGCAGUUCUGUGUGAAGUUCCCAUGAACGUUCCAUCAGAAGAGCCUGCAGUUCAGGAGAACAUCAUCAGCACUGCAUAAACACUGAUAAAGAGGAGCAACACGAUGACGUCAUCAAUCAGUGUCGGCCAAUCACACACAGGCUAUGUUUUAGUCCAGUGUUCGCGCUUCUCCUUGUUCACACUCAGUGCUGUUUCACUUUAUUACACUGAGGCUCCGCCCACACCGGUACAGAACCACACACACACACACACACACACACACACACACACAGCAGACGUGUGCAGGUUCACACUGUCACAUCUUCAUAAACAAUUUUCCACACGUCCACGCCAAACCAGUGAAAACAGAGACUUCAAAUUUCUCUGAGGCUUUUUUCAAAAAGUUUUGUUUUCAGUGACAAGAGAUAAAACACAGGCAAACUACACUUUCAAAAAUAUCCUUGUGUGUGUGUGUGUGUGUGUGUGUGUGUGUGUGUGUGUUACAUAAGGAUGAAACAUCAAUAACACUCUAUCACAGUUCUACUCACUGAUUUUAUUUCAUUUCCGCUUUAAUCACUUCUGAAAUCUUUUCCUUAACAUUCAGAAUGUUUAUGUUCUAAAUUAAACUGAUUAAACAGAUUUAAGUCUCUGUAC
This is a messenger RNA of Pangasianodon hypophthalmus (striped catfish), 6377 nucleotides long. RefSeq names its product Rieske domain-containing protein. Gene Ontology annotation, molecular function: 2 iron, 2 sulfur cluster binding. The transcript has 6 exons. NCBI's taxonomy places the organism in Eukaryota, Metazoa, Chordata, Actinopteri, Siluriformes, Pangasiidae. Bases 405 to 872 code for a protein of 155 amino acids. The record is from RefSeq and is a predicted model, not a curated record.